Podarcis raffonei (Aeolian wall lizard) is the source of this 2287-nucleotide messenger RNA. RefSeq names its product H-2 class I histocompatibility antigen, Q9 alpha chain-like. The record is from RefSeq and is a predicted model, not a curated record. Gene Ontology annotation, cellular component: external side of plasma membrane. The transcript is spliced from 8 exons. NCBI's taxonomy places the organism in Eukaryota, Metazoa, Chordata, Lepidosauria, Squamata, Lacertidae. The coding region runs from base 24 to 1262 and encodes 412 amino acids. Gene Ontology annotation, biological process: immune response.
CGCGCAGAUUUCCGAUUGGCGGAAUGUUUUCCCCUCGCCCAAUCCCGGCUCGCUCUGCUGCUGGUUCCGCAGGCGGGGCAGAGAGCGGGUCUCAGAGUCGGAGGGAGAAGGACGUCGCUGGAGUAAGAGGAGGAAAAGGAGCUUCGUUUUGGGGGGAGAUGGGGGUCCUCCUCCUCCGCUGGCCCCCCCUGAUCCUGGGGGCGGCUGCCCACCUGCUGCUGCUCCUGGACUGCGCAGGCUCCACUUCUCACUCCCUCCGCUACUUCCACACAGCCGUGUCUGAGCCUGGCCAGGGGCUGCCCCAGUUCAUUGAUGUGGGGUACGUGGAUGACCAGCCAUUUGUUCAGUAUGACAGUGACACCAAGAAGUAUCUGCCUCGUGUCCCCUGGAUAAGGAAGGUGGAAAAGGAGGAUCCUCAGUACUGGCACAGGAACACUCAGACACUUCAGGGCGCUGAGCUGGUGUUCAGGGAGAACCUGGAAAUUGCAAGGAAUCGCUACAACCAGAGCGGAGGGAUCCACAUCAUUCAGUACAUGUACGGCUGUGAGCUGAGGUCAGACGGGCGCAAAGGAGGGCAUUGGCAGUACAGCUACGACGGGAGGGACUUCAUCGCCUUUGACAAGGAGACCCUCACCUGGACGGCAGCUGAUACAGGGGCCCAAGUGACCAAGAGGAAGUGGGAUCCUGACUUGGCCCGGAACCAGGGCAUGAAGCACUACCUGGAGGAGGAAUGCAUUGAGUGGCUGCAGAGAUACCUGGAGUACGGGAAGGAGACUCUGCUGAGGACAGAGGCUCCGGUGGUGAAGGUGACCAGGAAGGCAGACUAUGACGGCCUGGAGACCCUCGUUUGCCAAGUCCACGGCUUCUACCCCAAGGAGAUUGAGGCCAACUGGGUGAAGGACGGGGAGGUCUGGCAGGAGGGCACCCUCCGAGGAUUGGUCGCCCCCAACUCGGACGGGACCUACUAUCUCUUGCUCAGUGUCCAGAUCGACCCCGAGGAGAGGGAGCGCUUCCGGUGCCGUGUGGAGCAUGACAGCCUGGAGAAGCCUCUGGACGUGGCCUGGGAGAAGGAGCCUGUCAACCUGUGGCUCAUUGUGGGAGCCAUUCUGGUUGCCGUGGUCCUGCUUGUCGCUGGGAUCUCUGGGAUCAUCUUCUUCUUCAUCCGCAGGAAACGGAAUGAGAAAUUAGCCUACAAAGCAGCCUCAACAAGCGACCAGGGGUCCGACAGCUCCGCCAAGGUUUCAUACCAGCCCGGUGUGUGAGAUGAGACCAGAAGGAGCCUGCCCAGGUUUUGCUGUGAAUUGCAGAGGCUCAGAGCUCCUGCUGUCCUUUAAUGCUGUUUCUGAUGUUCCUUAAUCCUGGCUCUCAGUCAUCCACUCUGACUUCAGCUGUAACUUGAAUUUGAGGAUAAUCACGUUUUUCGGAUGGAUUUUGGCCUAUUUUGCUUUGCAGCUGAUUUUCAGAAAUGUGCUUGUAUUAAUCAGAAAUGUACCAGAUAAACACAACUAAAAGCUUUUAAAAGGGGAGGGGAGAUUGAGCGUGACUUGCAGUGAUUUUGAUGAUUUCUCUUCUUUGUUGCUGUGGUUCCCUCCACAAGCCCUUCCCCAAUCUUGUGUCCCUCGCUUGCCAUCCAAAUUGAAGGAAAGGCAACAUCUGAGAACUGCUUUAGGUGUAUUAUGCAGGAAAUAGGCUAAGUUGUUCCUGCCUCUUGGGCAGGUUUAGCCUUUGGCUAAACGGAUGUAAUGUCUGAUCCUGCUGACAACCAAGGAGAAAGCCAGCAAGGAGAAGAGGCAGAUCAGGAGCUUCAUGGUCACAGUUUGAUCUGAAAUAAACAGCCCCUUCUUUUGGGCUUCAUGCCUCCAGUUCAUGAGACUUGUUGCCUGGUCCCCACAGCCUUCUAGGAGGGGUGACCCACUGGGAGUGGGACCACAUGAACUCCUCCAAGUAAACUAGUUUUGUUGCCUUCAAUUUGCGUAAUUUUUAUCUCACACAUUCUUGCUUUUUCACCUGUGGUCGGUUGAGGAUCAUACUUUGCCUCUCUGCGGUUCCCUCCAUAUGAUUCCCGCCAUCUUCCUUCCCUUCUCAUAGAUUGGCAUUCCUUCAGGAAACUCUUUCUUAGAAAUAAGAAUGUAAUAACUCUUUUAGACCCCCAGGGGCUGCAGGACUCUUCUUGCCUAACCCAAUAGAUUUGCUGCAUCUUGCUUUGAAGACACUGGAUGUAAUUAUUAUUAUCAUUACUCCUUUUGUAAUAUCUGUUUGACUGAAAUAAAUAAGAGUGCACCCCCUU